AUGGUUGAAAUGCCCAACAACACGUCCCCAGAUCUCUGGCAGGAGGGCGCUGAAUCAAACGGUGAGCGAUCGCCCUGUGUGCUCGGAGCCAUUCCCAUCAUUUACUACAGCGGCUUGCUGUGCGUGGGGUUGCCAGUAAAUAUCCUGAACGUAAUUGUCCUCUCGCACCUGGCCAUCAAGACACACAAGUCCUCCUACUGCUACCUCCUCUCGCUCUCCGCCUCCGACAUCCUCACCCAGUUCUUCAUCAUCUUUGUCGGCUUCAUCCUGGAGACGGCCAUUCUCCACCGCAAGAUCCCGCCCACCAUGGUCCACACCGUCAGCGUGCUGGAGUUUGCGGCCAACCACGCCUCCAUCUGGAUUACCGUGGUGAUGACCAUCGACCGCUACUACGCCCUGUGCCACCCGCUGAGGUACCGCACGGUGUCCUACCCCGAGCGCACCCACAGAGUCAUCGCCGUGGUCUUUGUGAUGUCUCUGAUCACCGCCAUCCCAUUUUACUGGUGGUCUGAUCUCUGGCGGGUCAGUAACCCACCCACGGCCUUGGACCAAGUGCUGAUCUGGAUGCACUGUUUCAUCAUAUACUUCAUUCCGUGCACCAUAUUCCUCAUCGUCAACUCGAUGAUAGUCUUCAGGCUGAAGAAGAAGGAGGCACUGGCCAACCGCUCGAGCAAGACCACCGCCAUCUUGUUGACGGUGACGACCGUCUUCGCCAUCCUCUGGGCGCCAAGGACGGUGGUCAUUAUUUAUCACCUCUACGUGGCGUCGGUGAACAAGAGCUGGAAGGUCCACCUCAUGCUCGAUCUGGCCAACAUGUUGGCCAUGUUGAGCACCGCCAUCAACUUCUUCCUCUACUGCUUCGUCAGCAAGCAGUUUCGGUUAACAGUAAAAGAGGUCCUCCUGUCCUUCUGCAAACACUAAAGGGGCUUUGCAGCUCCAGGCUGCGGGCAACGUUAGUGAACCCACCCACCAUGGCUUUAUAGGCAAUGCAAUCACACCCCAGAUUAUAAUCGAUCCCCAGAACAGUCUGUAAACUGGAAGUGGGAAACGAUCCAUCAUAUGUAGGGAGGAACUGCAGAUGCUGGUUUAAACCGAAGACGGAUACCAGAGG
This is a messenger RNA of Amblyraja radiata (thorny skate), 1111 nucleotides long. It is a transcript of the gene gpr142, whose product is annotated as G protein-coupled receptor 142. The record is from RefSeq and is a predicted model, not a curated record. Gene Ontology annotation, biological process: G protein-coupled receptor signaling pathway. Lineage: Eukaryota; Metazoa; Chordata; Chondrichthyes; Rajiformes; Rajidae. Gene Ontology annotation, molecular function: G protein-coupled receptor activity. Bases 1 to 921 code for a protein of 306 amino acids. Gene Ontology annotation, cellular component: plasma membrane. The transcript is spliced from 2 exons.